Molecule: messenger RNA, 1139 nt
Organism: Cylas formicarius (sweet potato weevil)
Lineage: Eukaryota; Metazoa; Arthropoda; Insecta; Coleoptera; Brentidae
Exons: 3
Coding region: 154-948 (264 amino acids)
Source: RefSeq, a predicted model, not a curated record
GGGGUGCGCUGUUGAUUUUCGAGAUACGAGUGUAACUUCCGAUGUUCGCUAUGACGGCGACGCCCACGAGAUAAAAGUGAAGGUGUCCGAAUCCCGAAAUGGUAGUUACUCCGUGACUUCCACCCAGAAGAGGUUUAAUUUUUUGGGAAGGAAAUGGGGAAUAUCAACCACCAGGCAGUGUUGGUGUUCUUGGCCGCAUCCAUAGCAACGCAGGCCGAUUCGACAGUGUCCAGAUGUUAUCUCUGCAACAACAACUAUUGUGCCGACCCCUACGAAGCGACACUCGGUACGGUCUCCCAUUGUAUCAGGGACUUUCAACUCGGAAGACUGUCUUCCGCUUCAGAACUUGACUACGGCGUAGAUUUCGAAGCUACUGCGCAUCUAAACGGCAAGCCGGACGAUGUCGAGUUGUUAGAGGACGACGCGACCGCCAUCAGGCGGAAACUAUCCGAACUGUUCAAUUACGGCGAUGCGUCGAACUCGACCCACGAGUCGUUCGUCGACAUCAAAAGGAAAAUCUGGGAGUUGUUUAACAAAACGGGAAUCUAUUCGAGCCGAAACGAAAAAUUGCGUUUCCCGGGGGAAAAUAUAUCGAAUGUUUCGGACAGGGAAAGCGCGUUAAUGGAAACGCACGAGGAAAUCUUUGAUCUCAAGAGGAAAUUGUGGGACUUCUUUUACCGGCUCGGUAUCGAUGAACACACGCCGUUCGUGUGCGUGAAGACGAUAUACAGCUUUGAGAAUGGGCUAAAUAGGACUUACAGGGGUUGCGUACCGAACAAUCAUAAAGGGGUGGCUCCCUGUGACGCGAUCGCAAGUGUCAUCGGGGUGGAAUCAUCUCGAAUCUACGGAUGCGAAACCUGCACGAAAGACUUGUGCAACUCCGCCACCUCUUUGGGCCAGUCAGCAUUGGCGUUAGCUGUCGGUGUGGUCUUGAGAUGGUUGAUGUAGAAAUAUUUCUAUUCUAUGAUUCGAGUGGCUGCCAUCACUAAUCUUACUAAUUUCUGGACGAUGUUAAUAUUUUUUCUGGCAUUUUUUUGGUUAGGUUUGGUUUAUCGACGGUCUGGUGGAUCCGCUUUGUGUUUAAAAUACAAUGCGAUACAUUGGAACGUAGAUGAAACUGCGGAUGUGGUACGAUCGUU